AUGGCAGCAAACGGAAAGGAAUCGUCUGAGUUGACCUUGACGGUCUUAGGUUGUGGAACCAUGGGCAUAGCAAUUCUGUCCGGCAUUCUCUCCUCCCUCUACGAGAUCCAGCCCCAGAAAUCGCUCUUCCUUCAGUCUCCAUCCGGUACCACCACGCCCGCAGAAGAAGUCCCUUCCCGUCUGCCCUCGAAAUUUGUAGCUUGUGUCCGAAGACCAGAGUCCGCGAAGAAGAUCAAGCAGGCGUUGGCUGCGCACCUCAAGGCGGUGAAGAUUGUGCAGAAUGACAAUGUGUCUGCGUGUCAAGAAGCGGAUGUCGUAUUACUGGGCUGCAAGCCGUAUAUGGUGAACGAUAUUCUGAAGGUGGAGGGUAUGAAAGAGGCGUUGGCGGGGAAGCUGUUGAUAUCGAUUUGUGCUGGUGUGCCAGUGACGCAGAUCGAAGAAGCACUUUAUGGGGAAGUCAGUACGGGAAACCCCGAGAAGGAGGGGAAGUGCAGGGUUGUGAGAGCUAUGCCAAACACGGCGUCUGGGAUUAGGGAGAGCAUGACUGUCAUUGCAACUUCCGUCCCUCCUUUACCGGCAGAGACUUCGAGCCUGGUUACAUGGAUCUUCAAGCGGAUAGGAGAUGUUGUUCAUCUCCCUGCCAGCACUAUGGAUGCUAGCACAGCGUUAUGUGGUUCUGGACCUGCGUUCUUUGCGUUGAUGCUGGAGGCUACGAUUGAUGGGGCUGUGGCUAUGGGUCUGCCAAGAGCAGAGGCUCAGAGGAUGGCUGCGCAGACUAUGAGAGGUGCUGCUGGAUUGGUUCUCGCUGGCGAACAUCCGGCGUUGCUGAGGGAUAAGGUUUCCACGCCUGGAGGGUGCACAAUUGGUGGCUUAUUAGUGCUGGAGGAAGGAAGGGUGAGGGGAACAGUGGCAAGAGCUGUUAGGGAGGCGACUGUUGUGGCUAGUCAGCUUGGAAUGGGAGUUCAAGGUGUUAAUGGGACGAGAUUUUAG
This is a messenger RNA of Hyaloscypha bicolor E, 990 nucleotides long. Its product is annotated as pyrroline-5-carboxylate reductase. The coding region runs from base 1 to 990 and encodes 329 amino acids. The record is from RefSeq and is a predicted model, not a curated record. Gene Ontology annotation, molecular function: pyrroline-5-carboxylate reductase activity. The transcript is spliced from 2 exons. Gene Ontology annotation, biological process: L-proline biosynthetic process. NCBI's taxonomy places the organism in Eukaryota, Fungi, Ascomycota, Leotiomycetes, Helotiales, Hyaloscyphaceae.